UCCUGUGACGUAUACGGAAGCUGUGGCAGCAACCAUGCCGCACUUUUCUAUCCCAAAUGUUUACGUGCUCGUUUAAAUACUUUCUAGCUGAAUUAGUACUACAGAAAUAUGUCCUUUUUUAAAAGUAUUUCCCUGAGACCAGAAGUCAUCGAUUACCUGAAAGGUGUCUAUUUAAACAAUGAGCUGUUGGCAUCUGUGGGCCCUCAGAAGGCACAACGCCAUUUUGAGACGCUGCUCAGCUGCCUGUCACACCCGCCUUCUUACACCUGCGUGCGAGCCAGCGUCCACCUGGCGCCGCUGGGCGAGAUCCAACACAAGCUUUACGAGGAGCUGACCAAGCGGGGGGAGGGGCCGGAUGCAGUUAUGCACCCCGGCAUUCCAGACGUGCUGCUGCUUCCUGUGGACGGGCCCAGGUGUGUGCAGCAGCUCAGCAAGGAGGUGGUGGUGGGCGCUCAGUGUGGGAACGCCGUGUUGAGGGGCGCUCACGUCUUCACCCCCGGGAUGCUGGCCUGCCCCAAAAAUAUGAAGGCUGGAGACGCCGUGUCCGUCUUCUCCGACUUGGAGGGCAAGUGCACACGAGGAGCGCUCAGCUUCCAGGGGAGGAAAGUCUUUGUGGGAAACGGAGUGGCGGAAAAGGACCGCGCCAGCAUUUUUUGUUCCGGUGACCCCACCAGAGGUGUCGGCGUCCGCAUGACUGAGCCGCUUUAUGCCACGCCCUCCUUUGACGGGCUCCUCCCCCAGCUGGUCUUCUUACAGAACCUUCCCUCGGUGGUUGUGGGUCACGUGCUGGGGCCUCGCCCUGGAGAGCGUAUCCUGGACAUGUGUGCCGCCCCGGGGGGAAAGACGUGCCACAUCGCCGCCCUCAUGGGGGACCAGGGUGAGGUCGUGGCUUUGGAGCGGAUCCCAAACAAGAUGGAGCUUAUUCGUCAAAACGCUGAAAUGUUGCAGUUGCGUUGCAUUAAAGCAUUUUGCUUCAACAGCACUCGUGCGGCGAGCGAGCAUUCAGCCAAAGACGCUGAAGAACCGCCGUUUCACCCCGAGAGCUUCGAUCGGGUCCUGCUGGACGCUCCGUGCAGCGGCCUCGGACAGAGACCCAACAUGGCGAGCACCUGGAGCCUGAAGGAGAUCUGCUCCUUUCCGCCGCUGCAGCGCAAGCUGUUUCACGCAGCGGUGCAGCUGCUAAAAAGGGGCGGAGUUCUGGUGUACAGCACGUGCACGGUGACGCUGGCGGAAAACGAGGAGCAGGUGGCGUGGGCCCUGCGCACCUUCCCUUGCCUCAGGCUGCAGCCUCAGGAGCCUCACGUCGGCGCCGAGGGAAUGGCGGGGGCGGGUCUGGCGCCGGAACAGCUCCGCCUGCUCCAGAGGUUCCGGCCCGAGCUAAACUGGCAGCAGGCAGACGAGGGUGCGCCCCUCACUUGCAGGGCCAACAGUGACACCAUUGGCUUUUUUAUUGCCAAAUUCCAGAAAAGUGACUCCUCAGAAGAUGUGACAUGCAAAGAUGACCAAUCGCCACUAGAUGCCGACAUGAAUUCAUUAGAAAUCUCUUGUGUAACCAAUAAGGUUCCAGUGGAGCUGCUGCACUAAAAAGCGCUACAGCAGCGUUUAGAAGCGUUGCCAUGGAAACCGUCGCAGUCUCAGCGUUCAAGUAAACAAAGCCGUCUGCAGGCCAUGUAUGGAGAAGCUGCGGCAGUCGCCAUGGCAACAGUGACGACACCGCUGCCAUGGCGACGGCGGCACGUGGAAGUGCAGAACCAGGAAGUGUCGUGUGCAGAAAGAGGUCACGAGAGGUAGAGAAAAAAGGAAUUAUUUAUGGAUGUUUGUCUGGCAAACUGCAGAAGACCCUCAGACUCGCCAUGAAAGGCAAACUAACCAACUUUUUUUUUUUUUUUUUUUUUUUUGAAACGUUGCCAUGACGACCGGGGAGGCCUCCCUUUUAAUUUUUCAGCAGCGUUCCGCUUCACAAAAAAAACUAUUUAUAGAUGCCACAGCCUGGGUGUUCUCAAAAGAGCACACGUUGUUUUAUUGUGCACCGUUGAAAAAGCUGCAGCGCCACCAAUGUAGCAUACAAAUAAAUGUUGGGGUUUGCUCUUUUUUUACAAUUGUCCAAGAGGAGCAAAUGAUAAAGUGAGGGGUUGUAAACAAGA
Nerophis lumbriciformis (worm pipefish) is the source of this 2144-nucleotide messenger RNA. It is a transcript of the gene nsun6, whose product is annotated as NOP2/Sun RNA methyltransferase 6. Lineage: Eukaryota; Metazoa; Chordata; Actinopteri; Syngnathiformes; Syngnathidae. The record is from RefSeq and is a predicted model, not a curated record. Gene Ontology annotation, molecular function: RNA methyltransferase activity; RNA binding. Gene Ontology annotation, biological process: RNA methylation.